UUAUCACCAUAGCAACCGAUGGACACGUCCUAGGGGCUAGCUGAAUUGACGGCUUCUUCAACUACCCCCCUUGCCUCUGUUAUAAUAUAAUUGUAUAUUAUUCGACCAGUAGGUUAAGUUCAUAUUGAACUGAGUAUUCAGACUCAGUUCAAUAUGAGUGGUCUUCGGUGGUACCGUUAUGCACAGUACCGUAAACGUCCAGGUAUGUUAAGCAGGGCGAUAUGUUAUAUAUGCUCACAGUUCAAGCCUUGCAUUAUGUCAGAGCUAACUUUACCAAAGUAUGUAUGUAAGCUGAGAGUCAUUUUGGUCUACGAUUACAAGCUCUACAGGUUGAAUAUUUGAAAUACCCGCGCCAUGUUGUUGGCCCGGAAGAGGAAAGGCUGAAACAGUUCCGUUGUCUCCCCCAUGAACGCGUAGUAGGAGAAGCUAAGUGAAGCUAACCCAGCAGCUGGUGGAAGAGCAGCGACUGGAUCUCGUUGUGGUCGCCUUUGUUUCUCAUCCGAACAACUUGGAAUGUGUUGGCUUUGUCCCUCUGCUUAAUAUUUGUGCUUCAUAAAAGAAAGAGCCGAAGCCCUACGAGUUUUAUUUACCACCCAGGGCUGUGUUUUUAUCAAACAUCAUUCCAGAAACAUGGCGGACGGCGGGCAUUACUACAACGAGCAUGAUGAUAGAACUGCUCCACAACAGUAUCGCAACCGUAAAGGCAGAGGUGGCAACAAGGGUCGGUCAUACGACCGGUCCCGCAGAGACCGCCAACGAGGAGGACACCCUGGAGGUUUUGGAGGUCCUGGGCCACGGUCGAGGCUUGAUGAUCCUGAUGGAGAUGUAACCAUGAGCGACAACUCCCAGGACAGCAGCUCCCAGAACAGAUUCAACCCAUACACAAGACCUUUUCGGAAAGGAGGCGACGGACGGUUUGACAGAGACAGGCGACAAGGCAAAGGGGGCAACAGGGGAGGAGGAGGCAACUUCCGAGGUGGAGACAGAGGUGGUGGUGGAGGUGGCAGCGGAGUAGGGAAAAACCGGUCCGGCUGGUACAAAGUGACGAUACCACAUGGAAGAAAAUAUGAGAAGAAAUGGAUACUGACAGCCCUUCAGAACAUCUGUUCUGUUACUUACUCGCCUGUUCAGUUUCAUGUUGACCACAACAGAGCUCAUUUCUAUGUGGAUGAUUCGUCUGCUGCUAACGCUUUGCACAAGUGUUCCCACAAAAUCACGGACAAAGACGGCUAUAAGGUGGAAGUACACGUCAACCCCAGCAACCCGCCCUCCUUUCUUCUCGCUGACCUGAAGCCUGAGCACUUGGAGCACCUGAAGCAAUGCAUGGCAAAACGUUUUGAUGGCUCACAGCAAGCACUGGACUUGAACAACAUCCGCACUGACCCAGACCUGGUGUCCCAGAACAUUGAAGUCAUCUUGAAUCGAAAGUCUAACAUGGAAGCUGUGAUCAAGAUCAUCCAAGAAAACAUUCCAGAGUUGACAAGCUUGAACCUGAGUAACAACCGAAUUCACAAACUGGAUGAGCUUGGUGAAUUGGUUACCAAGGUGCCUAAUCUGAAGACCCUCAACCUUUCCCACAAUGAGCUGAAGUCCGAGCGGGAGCUGGACAGUAUGAAAGGCCUGAAGCUGGUGGAGCUGUGGCUCAACAGGAACCCGCUGUGUGACUUCUUCAAGGAUCAGGCCUCGUACAUCAGUGCUGUGCGACAGAGGUUUCCCCGGCUUCUCAAACUGGAUGGCCACGAUCUCCCCCCACCCAUUGGGUUUGAUGUGGAAACUCCCACCACUAUCCCCACCUGCAAGGGUAGCUGUUUUGGCUCUGAUGAAAUCAAGGCUCUCAUCCUUCGAUUCCUGCAACAGUACUACAGUAUAUACGACUCGGGGGACAGACAGCCGCUCCUUGAUGCUUACCAUGAUGGAGCAUCGCUAUCACUCACAACACCUUACUCCACCCAGAACCCCUCCAGGAGCAGUCUGGGAGAGUAUCAUAAAGACACACGAAACCUGAAGAGGAUUAAAGACUCCACGAUGCGGUUCCGGCUUCUGAAACACACGCGCCUGAACGUGGUGGCUUUCCUCAACGAGCUUCCCAAAACUCAGCACGACAUCGCCUCCUUUAAUGUUGACGUAAACACAUAUACGAACACACUACUAUCAUUCACAGUCAGUGGAGUCUUCAAAGAAGUUGUUGUUGAUGGUAAAUCUCGAGAGUCGACCAUGGCCUUCUCUCGGGUUUUCAUCACGGUCCCAGCAGGUGGUUCAGGUUUGUGCAUCGUGAACGACCAGCUUUUCAUUCGGAUGGCAACAACUGAGGAGAUUCGCCGAGCCUUUGUUGCCCCUGCUCCAACUCCAUCCUCCAGUCCCGUCCCCACUCUCACGGCACAGCAGCAGGAAAUGCUCACAGCUUUCUCAGUGAAAUCUGGCAUGAACCUGGAGUGGUCCCAAAAGUGUCUGCAAGACAAUGAGUGGGAUUUUAACACAGCGGCAGGAGUUUUCACCCAGUUAAAGACGGAAGGCAAGAUCCCUGACGUGGCAUUCAUCAAAUGAAGAGUUGAAUCAUAAUUAUCUGAAAUAAAAUCUGAAGUUAUUUUAUUUAAGGCUUUCGUUUUAUCUUUUAUCCGUUGCCUUUCAUUUUAUUGAGAAUGAUGUAGAUUAAGUUAACUCACGUAAACUGUUUUAUCAGCCAAAUGUCAACAGUUUGGCUUAAGACUAAUGUUAAGAUACAGCUUUCGGUUGUUAACUCAAGUUUGUUGGUCAUUUGUAUAGAUAUCACUCUUUUGUAUAGAUAUCACUUCAUGUUUUCAUAGGAAUAAAGACAAGGCCUGCGGUUUCA
Molecule: messenger RNA, 2830 nt
Organism: Notolabrus celidotus (New Zealand spotty)
Lineage: Eukaryota; Metazoa; Chordata; Actinopteri; Labriformes; Labridae
Exons: 21
Coding region: 631-2544 (637 amino acids)
Biological process (GO): poly(A)+ mRNA export from nucleus
Cellular component (GO): nucleus; cytoplasm
Molecular function (GO): RNA binding; protein binding
Source: RefSeq, a predicted model, not a curated record